This is a messenger RNA of Perca fluviatilis (European perch), 2727 nucleotides long. RefSeq lists its product as uncharacterized. The record is from RefSeq and is a predicted model, not a curated record. The coding region runs from base 1340 to 1645 and encodes 101 amino acids. The transcript has 8 exons. Gene Ontology annotation, biological process: T cell activation; interleukin-15-mediated signaling pathway; positive regulation of ERK1 and ERK2 cascade. Gene Ontology annotation, cellular component: membrane raft; external side of plasma membrane. Lineage: Eukaryota; Metazoa; Chordata; Actinopteri; Perciformes; Percidae. Gene Ontology annotation, molecular function: protein tyrosine kinase binding; MHC class II protein binding.
GUAAAUGUUGGGGUGUGACAAAGACUAGAGACUAGAGCCAGAUGAGGAUUUGAGAAGUUGAUGUUUACUUUUAGCUUUGUUCAGAUUUGCCCGUUUUCAGCAGCAGUUUCAAAUUGUGAGAUUUGCAGAGGAAAGAGGUGUCAAUGGGAUUUUGAGGUUCUAUGUACGUCCUCAUCACAGGAAGUAGAUUCUUUAUUUUAACAUGCAUCAGUUCAGUGUCUCUGACAGUUGACAGCUGAGAAAGGGACAGAGAGAGAGAAGCACGAUGGCUGAAUUCAAAUGGAUUAAAAUGUCUUUAUUUGGGAUACUGCUUCAGUUUACAGGUAAGAAUACACAUAACAUACACAAAUACCAGAAACAUUACAAAAUGCAACUAUAAAUAUUAGAAAUGGUAAGUUAUUAUACGAAGUACAUUUUAUUUAACUAAGAAAGACAAGUCUACAGUUUGUUUUAAACAUGAAAUUUGGAAACCGAAUGAAACACAUUUACAAACUUCUGAUGUAUCUAAAACUGUCCUCACACUAACUGUCAGCAUGAGAGCAUAUUCAUAUUUCAGUUUACUUUUCAUGUUUCUCAUCUCUUUCACAGCAGUUACUGGAAAACACCUCUCCUUCACUGUCAGAGAUGGCGAUGAUGUCACUUUGACUUGUGAAAAUGUGGUAGAUGGUCAGGUUAACUGUGACUGGACUAACUGGGUCUUCACUGAUUCAAGAAGUGAGGAUGUAGAUCUGGUUAUUCGUGGGAAGAUUGUUGAAAGAGACAAAGCUAAAUCAGACAGACUGAAUGUUACAAAGAACUGCUCUCUGGUUACAAAGAAUGUCACAGUUCAGGAUGUUGGUCUUUACCACUGUCAACAGCUCAAACCAGGACAAGAAGCUGCAGACUCUCAGAUUGAACUAUCUGGUCUUAACAUGGAGGAAUAUGAAGAAGGUGGGCGGGUGGAGCUGUCCUGUUCUGUGUCGACACGUGAAGUGUGUAGACACACAGUGAAGUGGCUGUAUGAGGGGAAAGAUGAAGAUGGAGAUAUAAGAUACACGGAUAUGCAGACUUCACAGUCUAAGUGCUCAGUUACUGGGAAUUUUUUUAUUUCUAAUCUCAAGCAGAAGUAUCAAGAGUUGUUCAAGUGUGAACUGACAGAUGGUUACACUGGAAAAGUGCAGCUGUUUCCCUUCAUCCCUCAGUCCUCAGGGGAGGAUGAAACAACAUCAACCACGAUGAGAACAAUUGAAAACGGCAAAAAACCCAGAAUCACCUCAACAACGCCUGCUGUCAGUGUUACUUCAACAUCACCACAAGAUUGGCGGCCGUAAUCAUCACUGUGGCUGUCAUCAGACGGAAGAUGACUAAAGGGGAGAAACGACAGACGGAUGACAAUGUGGGACAGAGCUUAAACUCGGCGGUGACUCAGCCCGGUCCAGAAACCAGUCAGGACACGGCUGAUCCUGAAGGUGGUGUUUCCUACGCCUCCAUCAGCUACACCAAGAAGACCAACAGCAGAGCCCAGGUACGGGUUAGAAAUGAUGAUGAUGAGGAUGAUGAAGGUGAUUCAGUGACCUACAGCUCUGUGAACGCUUCCUCCUCUCCUGCCGGAGCCUCUGCUGGUCCCAGCAACCUCUACGCCGCCGUUAUCAGAGCAAACAAAUAAGAGACCACAGCACCAGAGAGACAUUUUAAAGCUUUGGAUAUUCACUGGUGUUUUGGAGUAAAUAUUGGAAUCUUCACCUGUCAGCUUAACUCAUAAUGAACAGAUCCCUAAAAACUUCACCAACCAGGGAAAUCCUCAAAGAUCAGCAAUCUCCAAAGUUCAUUUUCAUAAACCUAUUUCUUUUCAGUAACAAUCCUUCAAGCUGGAAUCUCUGACUGUUGACCACGAUUAGAACUAAACUCUGAUCGUUCUAACUGCUGAACAUGAUUCUGUUGUCCUCUGUUCUCUGUUGUGUUGUUGUUGUUUUUAAUUCGUGCUUUGUACUUUUUGUGAAAAUAUUUUAUUAACAGAAGGUAAUGCUUACACCAGCUCACUUAAUAAAUACAAAUAAACAUUGAGCCAAACAGCUAAAUCUCUCACUACAAUUACGCAGAUGCCCCAAAUUCCAUCCAGUUAAACACAACUAAAAGAGGGAAUAAUUGAUGUAAAGUCAAUUGUCACAGUUCGGCCCAGAAUCCCCUCUUCUUACCUGUCAUGCCUCUGCUGUUCUUGGACUCCGAUCCAGGUUUUCCCUCUAUCCUCCCGGUUGACCACAAGGGAGUUGCCGAUCAUCAGCACUUGCACCACCACGCCACACCUGUUGCCACUCUCCCACACCUGUUGCCUCUCCUCGUCAGCCAUAGUUGUUUUAAGCAGUGCCAGCAAAGAACAUUCUUUGCCAGGUUGUCACGUCUUUCAGUGUGGUUUCUAGUGUUUGCGCUUGUUCUAUUGGAUUUACCGUUUUUUGACUUAAGUAGUUAAUUGGACUUUCCUUCCUUUUUCCCUGCCUACCUGUGUACCAAACUCUGCCUGUUUUUGCCACCUUGGUUAUCUGACUAAACCCUGCCUGUACUACUGCCUGUGUUUUGGCCUGCCAAACUGUGUACCAAACUCUGCCUAUUUUUGCCUAUUUGGAUAUUGGACUGAGCCCUGCCUGAUAACUCUGACGUGUUUUUUGACCUUUUUGAGUUUACGCUGCCUACCAUGUUACUGUGCCUUGCUGUCUAUUCCUGUGUGUUCUUAAUUAAAACCUACAUAAUCUA